AUGCAAUCUACAACACCUUUAUCACCUACUAUUAAACCAAUAAUUAUGGGAAAUGAUCCAUCAAUAGGAAAUGCUAAUUUUUGGAAUGAAUUAUUUUUACUUAAAGUGAAUUCAUCAUAUCUCUCAAAAUGUUUUUCUGAAUUUUCUCAAGAUCAUUUACUAAGUAUUAAGACAUUAUGCAUAAUUUUAAAAGGAAUUUUUUCAAAGAAAUUCAAUAAUUUUAGUUUUGAAGUGAUUAAUUUAUUAACAGGAUUAGAUAAUGCAAAUAUUACAUUUUCAAAAUUGAUUACUUCUAUUAAAUAUUUAUUGAUUAAAGGAGAAUCAGAUGAAAUUAGAAAUCAAACAUUAAAACUUGCUAUAAUUCUAUUGAUUAGUGUAUCAUUAUCAUCAGAAAGUUCGAAUAUUUCAUAUGAUGCAGCAAUUUUAUUGGGAAUUUUGGCAAAUUAUAAAAAAAGAGAAUUUAAAAAUCCCUAUUUAAUUAAAAUAAGUGAAAUUAAAGAUGAUAAAAUAUUUGGAGCAUUGAUCAAAGUGAUUGGAUUAAUUUGUAGUAAAUGUAGAAAUCAGUAUAUUGAAAUCCAAGAUGAUGACUAUGAAAAUACUCAAAAAUUAACAGUAUCAAGUCAAAAUGCUAAUGAUAACAAUAAUCAAAUUCAACAAAAUGAAGCAUAUAAAGAAUUUAUUAACUUGCCAAGUUCGAAUGUUGCAAUUCUUUUAAUAUUUUUUGAUAUAAUUAAUAAUAAUCACAAAUUUAUUGAAUUCAUUUCUAAAAACCAAAAAGAUAAUAAAAAAAGUAAUAAUAAAAAUGACGAUGACAACGACGAUAGUCAACAACAUCAAGAAUUAUUUUGUGAUUUCUUAUCAUUUCUGUCGUAUUUAUUUCAACAUAAUCGCACUCAAAGAACAUUUAAAUAUAUUAAAUUAUCAUUAUUUAUAUUAACCAUAAUUAUCGAAGAUGAUAAAAAUGCAAAGUUUAUCUUCGAAGACACAAAAUUGUUUAAAAUUAGAUUAUGCAAACAAAAAAAACCUAUUUUACCAGAAGUUAAAUCAUCAAGACCAAUUGUUUGUUUUAUUUUAGAUAUUUGUGUUGGAUUUUUAAUUCAUAACAUGAGAAGAAAAUUACAAUCGGAUUUAUACAGUUUAACAUUAGGAAUAAUUCAUAGAAUCAUUUUUCAAUUAAAAACAAAUAAAAUUAGAUUAGAUUAUCAUUGGGUUGAAUUAUGGAAUUCAUUAAUAAAUUUAUUGAAAUUUAUCAAAUCGAAUAUUGAUUAUUUUGAAGAUAAAUCAGUUAUAAUCAAAGAAGUAUUAAUGCUGGUUAUUGAUAUCAUUAAUCUGAGCAUUUCUUAUGGUGACCAAUUUUUUAAUGAGGCAUUAAGCUAUGAUAAUUUAUUUUAUGAAAUAAUUAGGAAUAAAGAAACAUUUGAAAAUUUAAAUGGAUUAGUCAAAGCUAUUACACCAGAACAAGUAUUAUCAAUAAUUACAAAAAAUUACGAUAGUUUAGAACUAGUAACAAAUAAACGAAUCGAACAACUUCCAUCUUAUAAUGAAAUACCUUAUCAUGUAUCAUUUUUAAGACAAGUAUUAAGAGAAGUUGUUAAAGAUUUUAAAGAAAAUUAUUUCUUCUAA
Molecule: messenger RNA, 1623 nt
Organism: Entrophospora sp. SA101
Lineage: Eukaryota; Fungi; Glomeromycota; Glomeromycetes; Entrophosporales; Entrophosporaceae
Source: the annotation of a GenBank genome assembly